UCCUUUUUUUGAGGAUAAGUCUGAUUAGAGAAGCACAAAGGGAAUAAGAGAAAUACGAUAAAUUAGGAAAUAUCUGACUCACUGGUCUGAAAAUAAAGAGAUUGAUACAUCAACCGAAUAACCAUUUUUCAUGUCUUUUUUCGUUUGUUAGUGCUUAAUCUCUGUCUAUCUUCCUCCUAUUUCCAUUUGCCGGCAAAUCCAUCUUUUUUGGGAUUCUUAUGCUUUUGGGUAAAUUUCAUACUAUAUAUUUUCAUACUUUUCCAGCUGAAUACAUCUCAUCUCUUUUGAGUUCCUGAGAGCUAACUAGGGUUUUCAACUUUUCUGGAUUUAUUCUUGUUCAAGGAAAAUGGUGAGAGGAAAGGUAGAAAUGAAGAGGAUUCAGAAUGCAACAAGCCGGCAAGUGACUUUCUCUAAACGGCGAAAUGGAGUAAUGAAGAAAGCUUAUGAGCUAUCAGUUCUUUGUGAUGCUGAAAUUGCUGUCAUCAUUUUCUCACAGAAAGGAAGACUUUAUGAGUUCUCAAGCUCCAGCAUGCAAAAGACCAUUGAUAGAUAUCGUGAAUAUGCAAAAGAAACGCUGAUGAACAACAACGCCUUUGAAGUGGAGCAGCGGAUGAAGGAAGAAGCAGCAAACAUGACAAAGAAGAUAGAGAUCCUAGAAAUUUCCAAACGGAAGCUUAUGGGGCAAGGUAUUGGAUCAUGUUCAAUGAAUGAACUUCAAGAGAUCGACAACCAGCUGGAGAGAAGCCUAAAGAACAUCAGGAUGAGAAAGUCUCAAUUAUUCAAGGACGAAAUACAACGGUUAAGAGACAGGGGAAAGCUAUUGCUUGAAGAAAAUGCAAGAUUAUCUGAAAAGUGUGGACUAAGGCCAAGGCAGGCACCAUUAGAACCACAGGCUACCCAAACACGAUCAGCCCAAGCCCAACAGAAAGAAAUGGGAAACUGUAGCCAUGGAAUCCAGAAUUCAGAUGUGGAGACUGAUUUGCUUAUUGGCCUUCCCAACAUUUGUUGGUCGUAGCUUCUGGAAACUAAAAUAUCGAAGUUAUAUUAUUGACCUCUACCAUGUUAGUUAUGUAUACAUACUUGUACUAUUUUUUGUUAGCAUAUAUAAUAAUGGUUAGCUUUGCUCAAAUUCUGUACAAGCAUAAAGGCAUGCAAAUUCAACAAAUAAGGUAUGCGGAUACGAGUGCAAGAUCUCUUUUCUCCUUUUUCCCUUUUCAGCUUCUAGGUAAAUGUAUCUCUGAACAACGGUUGUAAAGAAGCAUAACUUAUGGCAUAAUAAUAUAAUCUCCUCUUUUUCUACAAUA
Messenger RNA from Lycium barbarum (goji berry), 1304 nucleotides. Its product is annotated as MADS-box protein AGL42-like. The record is from RefSeq and is a predicted model, not a curated record. Lineage: Eukaryota; Viridiplantae; Streptophyta; Magnoliopsida; Solanales; Solanaceae. Gene Ontology annotation, cellular component: nucleus. Gene Ontology annotation, molecular function: RNA polymerase II cis-regulatory region sequence-specific DNA binding; protein dimerization activity; DNA-binding transcription factor activity, RNA polymerase II-specific. The coding region runs from base 347 to 1015 and encodes 222 amino acids. The transcript is spliced from 8 exons. Gene Ontology annotation, biological process: positive regulation of transcription by RNA polymerase II.